AUGGCUCUUUCCAUUAACAGAGUGAAAUUUGUUGAUGACAAAGAGUUUAGAAACCUUACAAAAUCAAAUAACAUAGUUGUUGCCCUUAUUCUUGAAGAAUCAACCGAUCAUUUUUGGCAAUAUUGCGAAGUUUUCUCUCAUUCUGUUGAAAUCGAGACCAAUGCAACAUUCACUGUCGUUACAGAACUUAAUGCGCCAAGAAUAUAUCGAAAAUAUACGAUGACAGAGCCUUGCUACGCAUUUUUCUUCAAUAACACAGCAUUAUUUGCAACACGAGCAUCCAUUGAUCUACAAAUCUUAAAGCAUAUUCUCGCAGCAUCACUUUUACAUCAACCCGCUAAAGUUUCAACAAUUGAAGAAUUUAAUCAGAAAUUUGACGCAUUUCGAUAUACAAUCAUCACUACAGAAGAGUACAUUGAAGAUGCUCACGAUCUAUACAUCAAACAUUCAUUUUCUAAAGGUAAGAAUUUAAUAUAA
Messenger RNA from Trichomonas vaginalis G3, 477 nucleotides. RefSeq lists its product as uncharacterized. Bases 1 to 477 code for a protein of 158 amino acids. NCBI's taxonomy places the organism in Eukaryota, Parabasalia, Trichomonadida, Trichomonadidae. The record is from RefSeq and is a predicted model, not a curated record. The transcript has a single exon.